Triticum aestivum (bread wheat) is the source of this 4280-nucleotide messenger RNA. RefSeq lists its product as uncharacterized. The record is from RefSeq and is a predicted model, not a curated record. NCBI's taxonomy places the organism in Eukaryota, Viridiplantae, Streptophyta, Magnoliopsida, Poales, Poaceae. The transcript has 17 exons. Bases 2569 to 4047 code for a protein of 492 amino acids.
CCUUUCCCCAUCCCGCACGGGCGGCCGGCCCACUGCCCCCAAAUCUGCAGCGCCCCUCCUCCUCCCUUUGGUCUCCUCGCUGAGCCCAUGGCCGCCUCGCCUCACCACCGGACCGCCGCCCGUCCGGCGCGCUUCCUCCUCUCCUCUCCUCCCUCCCAUCCACUCCUCUUAUGGAGCUGCGCCCACCCAUGCCUCCGCCGCGGGCGCACGAAGAGCGCCGGCUGUCCGCCGCGUCGGCCGCCCCACCAAAUCUGAAGUGCUCCUCCACCGGAGCGGCGCCCGUCCGGCCUCCUCUCGCUCCUCCGGGCACAUCCUCCCGCUCCCUCCUCCGGGCACCUCCUCCCGCUUCGCCCAGGGCGCCCACGGCCAUACAUGUGCCAUCCACCCUGCCCACCAGCCAUGCCUCCGCCGCGCCAUAGGCAGAGCGCCGGCGCCGCGCUACCUCCUCUCCCUCCUUCCGCUGCGCCCACGACCCCCACGCAUCCAGUGUGGCGAACAUGCCCGUCGCCACCCCUGUACGCCUCCUCUGCCGCCGCCAGGCUGACUCCCGGCCCCACCUUGAAGCCGCCGCCGCUGCACACCACGCGCUGCUCUCCUCGCUCGCGUAUCGCCCCGCCUCAUGGCACACUUUCCUCAGCUCCGUGCGUGUAGGCGUAGUUGGGACGCGGGUUGCCCGCCAUGGUCACCGUCCACUCUGUACACUCUGCUCCGCGGCGAGUCGAUGAUGAGGAGCCCGAUUCAAAGGUGAGGAGAAACUGAUGGUUUCCUCUUUAAAUUCGGUGCUCCACCUGAACUCACUUUGUAACAAUCGUGGUGGGCUUCUGCCAUACCACUCAUACCCGUACCACUGGUACUGGACGAAUUGGACGCCAGGGCCCCCAUCUUGGUUGUUCUUCCCCAGCUGCAUACGGAAGAGCCUGGAAUUUACGGCACCUAUAGGUGUUAGGCGAUUUGGACACCGGGGUAGUGAUCUUGGUUGUUCUACGGUCGCUACAUAGCCAGACAUCCAAUCCUAGAGGAACCGCCGUAUGCGUAUGGAACUCAUGGCUAAAAAAGAAAAAAGAGCCUCUAGAGGUAAACAAACAUCACACCAACCUACAAAUGAAGAAUCAUCCACAUCGACAUCACACACACAAAAUCUGGUCUUUGCACAUAACCGAACUAUAUUUCAACCCUUAAACCUUGGAGGUCCCCAUCAUUCUUGCAAACACUGUGGUGCUCUGUUUUGGUAUGAUGAGCGACUACGCAGAGAAAGACAUACUCCAGAUCCAACAUAUAAUUUGUGUUGCAAGGGAGGAAAAGUUUACCUGCGGCCAUAUGAUCCUCCUCCUCAACCCCUCUUGGAUUUACUGACAUCCCAGGACAGAACACUCUCCAGUCACUUCUUUAAACAUAUUAGGCAGUACAAUACAAUGUUUGCAAUGACUUCAAUGGGAGCUAAAAUUAAUGAAACCAUAAAUGAUGGAUGAGGCCCAUAUGUUUUCAAGGUUAGUGGGCAGAUUUGUCACCGCAUUGGUUCUUUGAGACCAACUGGGGAACGACCAGAAUAUGCACAGUUAUACAUGUUUGAUACUGAGCGUGAGGUUUCAAACCGAAUAAAUGUUGCUUCGUCUUCACGCUCUGCUUCGUCUUCGAGCUCUUCAUUCCAAGCUAACGAAGACAUUGUUCAGUCGCUCAUACAAAUGUUGAACACACAUAACCCCAUUGUCGAGCUGUUUAGGACAGCAAGUCAAAGAUUAGCUGGGAGUGAUUGUGACCAUUUAACAAUCAGGAUAUAUGGCAAACCUGAUGCCCAUGGAGACAUCUAUAGUGCUCCAGUUGCGUCUGAGGUUGUUGGAUUAGUGGUUGGUGAUAUUGGGUCAUCUAAUGUAGGAUGAGACAUUAUAAUACAAGACCAUUCAUCACAGUUACAACGAAUUAGUGAGAAACACCCCAAGUUUAUGUCCAUGCAGUAUCCUCUGUUAUUUCCAUAUGGAGAAGAUGGCUACCAUGAUGAGCUUAUGUACCGGCAAAGAUCAAGCACUUCAGCCAAUCAGCGCCAAAAAGUCACGAUGCUACAGUACUACACAUAUAGGUUGCAUGAUAGGCCAAAUGACUUCAAUACUCCAUUACGAUGCAAAAGAUUAACACAGGCUUACUUUGUGGAUGGCUAUUGUUGUGUUGAAACAUUCCGUAUUGGAUUCUACCGCAAGCCUAGCUUUCAGAGUAAAUACAGAUCAUCAUCAUUUAGUUCUUUGGCAAAUUUUGUAUCAAGAGGUAUUGCAUCCGGUUCUUCUGUUGGGCAGAGGAUUAUAUUACCAUCCUCCUUUACUGGAGGCCCUCGCUAUUUAUACCAAAACUAUCAAGACUCCAUCGCUAUUUGUAGAAAAUAUGGUUGCCCAGAUCUAUUUGUGACAUUCACAUCAAAUGCUGCCUGGCCUGAAGUUAUGGAGGCUUUAUCCUCCAUUCCAGGACAAGAGCCAUCUGACCGUCCAGAUAUUGUCAACCGGGUAUUCAAAAUGAAGCUUGAUAUGUUGAUGGAUGAUAUUAAAAAGAAAAAUUCUUCGGUCCCAUAAAUAUAUCUGAGAUAUGGAGUCAAGUACAGCACUUAAAAGCAUCACUUCAGGACAGCAAAACUGUAGGGUCUUUGCACGCCUGAUAAGGCUUUGGGAUGCUAAAAUAAUUAAUCCCAGAUAUGGAGAUGGCUUGCUAAGCAUUGAUGGCAUUCUCUUAGAUGAAGAUGGCAACAUGGCACAGAUGAGUGUGCCCAAAAAAUAUGAAAAACAGUUUCGUGGAUUGCUAUCAGAAGGAUCUGUCUACAUUAUUUCAGAUAUUGUGGCUAUUGAUAACAAAAGCAAAUCAUAUGUCUACCACCAUCAGAACUACAUGUUGCAAUUCAAACAUGACACAAAGGUCCAUGCAUUGCACUCAAGAGGAGCAAAUAUACCUACUGUUUCCUUCAACUUUUGUCCAUUUGAUCAGCUGCCAAGAAAAGCAAUUGAUUCAAAACCACUCCUAGAUAUUAUUGGAGUAAUAAGUGAUGUUAGUCCAUACGAUUAUGCUACCCCAACAUCUCAGAACAAACUUCGGAAGAUAAAAAUCCGAAACCUAGAGUAUGUCUUUCUUGCAACGAUGCCACUUAUUUUCUUCCGCAAAGACCCUUUUUCCUGCAAUUCUAUAAGUAUACCUUGCUUUUCCAAUGAACAAACGCAAGAAGUAGUUCUAUGGGGCAAACAUGGAGAAUCAUUUGAUGAAGAAGCAAUACUUAAAAAAUCUCUAGAAGGAAUUGUGAUAGCUAUUUUUGCUGGUAUAACUGCAACUUCACAGAAGUUUACAGGUACAAUACAAGGAUCUUCAAGUUCGGCAACACAGGUGUAUCUUGACCUCAAUAUACCUGAAGUUCAACACUAUCGCAGCAGCUACCAAUGGAAAUUUCCAACUCUACAAAAGAAUCUCCCUAAAGUCGCACAUCUAUCUCCACUUGAAGCAGCAGGCAAGCUGUAUACCAUUGAACAAAUAUCUACCUUGCCAACCACAUCUUUUCAGGGAGGAGCAACAUUCAGUACUAUUGCAAAGGUGACAUCCAUUAUACCAUCAGUCAAAUGGUACUACAAAGCAUGCAAGCGGUGUGGAAAAGAUUACAACAACAUGUCAGAUACCCCAACAUGCGCCUGCCAAUUUCCUGUUCCAUGCCCAAUGUAUAAGCUCCCCCUUACACUAACAGAUAGCUCAACAAGUUUAGAUGCAGUUGCAUUUAAUAAAGUAGCUGAAGACUUGGUUGAGCGUCAUGUUGAGCAAGUUUCUAUGAACAUGAAAAUAGAUGCUGUGGAUCAGGUGCUUUCCCUGGAUAAAGCCAUUGGUAAAGAAAGGUUAUUCUAUAUAGGAAUGAAUAUUGAUUCAACUGCCAAGUACCCUAUAAAAUGUCCUGAAAAAAACUUUCCCCGUGGACAAUACCAAAUCGGUUCCUCUAUUAACUGCUUCAAAGGUAAGAACUUUUUGAUACUCAUUACCUUCAUAUAUCAUCCUAUUAACUUGACAUGUGAAGCUUUUUCAGUCAGCACAAGAUAACCUUGCACCAACUUCAUCUGUCAUAAAUGCUGAGAGUCCAAGUGCACAGCAGCCAGAGGCCCCCUUGAACAAUACACCUCCAAGUGAUAACCGCACACCUAUCAUUACAAAGGAAAGUGAAUCCAGUUCCGAAGUAAAAAGAAGGAUUGAUUUUGACAAGGAUGAUGCCAACAACUCUAACAGCUCAAAAAGCACAGAUAGUCCUCUUUCGAAAAGGCAAAAGCAGAGUGAGA